AUGCUGUCGCGACUGCACCUCCGACGGCCACCUUCUACGCCGUCGUCUCCCGUGCCCGGCCAAGUGAGCUCCUUGGAGUUGGACACAGCAUCCCAGACCCCGAUCGUUCCCGAUGGCCGACCACAGUCAGCCAAAUCAGCCAGCUCCUCACACCUUCCUUCUACCUUGGCGACGGUCCCGAAAUCGAUACCGAAUGUUAGCGACAAUGGAGGCAUCAGUGCAACAGCUUCAGUCAGUGGGAUGCCUUUACAGGUGUACCGCUCCGCCGGAAGUUCGGCUUCUAGUCAACCUUCGGAGAGUCACAAGUCGCGAACAGGAAAGCCGGCCCCGCCGCCCAUCGACACAACCGCCGCUACUCGGGCGUCCUUGGCCACGAGGCUUAGUAAGAUCUCGUCCUUCGUGACCCCAACCGACCUCAACAGCAGUGGCCCCUUCGGCAAGCGUCCCGCGGGGAAGCGGAUGGCCAGCGAGCCGGCUGUUAAAGCUACCACUACCCCGGAAUCCGCAAAAUCCAAAAAGUCUUUGCCCUUCCUCAAGAAACACUCGGUGUCCAACUUGUGGAUGAGGAGGAAGACGGCGCAAAACCCACCGGAUCUGCCGCCCUUGUCUUCCGUACCUGAGCCCACCUACGACCCGCGUAUCCGGGGUACGAAAGUCCACGACUUCAGUGCGCCCAGAGCCAAGCGGACGACAUCGCAGAAUGAGGCUGUUGUCAGUCCCGUGAAAGGGUCACCAAGUGAAGAUGCCACGUCCAAAUCACCCGCAGCGGACCCGGGUACUGGCAGCACGUUGGUGGGCACGUCACAGUCCCUGGUUCCUGGCCCUAAUGACGUUGCCGUGUCCUCUCCGUCGGUGGCGCAGGACUUGGAACUGACCAGGGUCAUCAGCGAUGUGCCAUCAAUACCUCAAGAUAGCUUACCAUCACCGACUUUGGACAAACCUUCGCCCGAGGAACAGGACGCGCGGCCACCGGUACAACUCAGGGAUGACCCCGUUCCGGUCCUGGGUCCUUCGUCUUCGGUGGCAUCUCAGGAUACUCUGGCCGGAACGACAGCCGGCCCCAACGCCAAUGCUUCCGUCCGGACCGCGAGAUCUCGAAACCUAUCUAAGCGAUCCAUGCGAGACUCUACCCUGUCAGGCAUCCCGAAACACAUGAAGAGCACGUCGUCUCGAUUCAGUUUCGACAUGAUGGGGUCGGCUGAUGAGGAGAAGGCGUUGGAAGAACGACAUCGGCAGCGUCAACGGGAAAAGGGAGGCGGUGCCACAAGUGCGCUUAGGCAAGAACAGGACUCCAGGUUUGACGACCUGGAAGAGGAAGAUUUCGACUAUGACGCCAUGAUGGACGACGAUGGUCUAGAAGAGCCCAUUCCUGGAGUGAAUGCGGAUUACGAGGAUGAUUAUGGGGAAGAGCCGAUUCCGGGGGUUAACGCCGACUACGAUGAGGAACCCAUUCCCGGGGUUAACGCCGACUACGCUGAUCUAGAGGAGCCAAUCCCUGGUGUCAAUGCCGACUAUGAAGAACUUCCUGAGGAGGGUGAAGACGACGACGACUACGAUCCGGAUACCGACCCAGACAAUGACCAAGAGAACUUUGCUGGGUUUGAGUUUCAGCGAUCGAACAAGAGCUCAGGCCCAAUCACUCCCCAUAGUCCUGUCGUUGCCUCAACGCCCAGCAACGAGACCGACCAGCCCGUCGCUUCAUCGGUAACGGAGAACAGUACUCCCGAUUUACCAGAAUGUGCCGCAGUCCCUGGCCAGGCUGCUCCCGCACCAACUCUUCCGAUACCACAGCAAUCAUCAAGCCCCGAAACUGCUCGCGCACUAAUUGCUCCCCAACCUGUUCCUAUCGGGAUGCCACCGACCAACCCCACUCGCAGAGAGGAUGAUAACGACAUCUACUUUGAUAAUGGCUUGGCGGAUGAACUAGACUUUCAGGGCGAUGGCACCCAUUUUGAUGAGAACCUCUUCGAUCUCGACGACACCGAUCAAUAUGGCCGCCCGAUCCCAGGUGCUUUUGCCAGGGCGGCUGAGCAGGCGCGGGCUCGGCAACUGGCUCAACUAGCGGAGUCCAAUGCCGCAGCUGCCACUGGUGUCGACCCGGUGCAGUCAACGGUUGCCGGUUCCAUGCAUGCCCUGUCGACGGGAGAUGAUCUUUCUCCUAUCCAGCUCCCUCAAAUGCCUACUCAGGCCAUGCAACAAAUGUCGAUAUCUGGUCUCGACAUGGCAUACCAGGCUGCCCUCGCGGAAGCAGCACAAAGAGCAGCAGAAUCCGGCAAGUUCCGGCGAAGUUCGUCACCUGCUAUACCCGAGGAGCCUACCGUCACAUCACCCACCGAUUCGGCCCAGUCGCGAGACUUUGUACAGCAAAACGAGCUGGACGACUACGAGAACGACGACGAUGGUUUUGGCAACGGCCUAGAUGACUACGAAUUUGACGACGAGGACAUCAUUGCCGAAGCGAACGCUAGUGCCUUAGCGAACGACCAAGAAGGCUGGUACGGUCAAGAAUUCGGCUUCUACUCUGCUCCCAUGGCCCAAGCAGGUUACGGCCACGGCAGCUCAUCCUCCUCUAGCCGGAAUAAUACCGAAAACGAGAACCCCUUUCAGUAUUCUUACGGUGGCUACUUCGGCCCCGCAGGCGAGGGCGUCUUUCGCUCCAAGAGUGGCCGCGUCGUCUGUCGCGAGCCUACCCUGACACCUAUCACCGAAACGUCCGAGUACUCUAACCGUAACUCCAUCAUGAGCCUUAACCUUCCGCCAUCCAUCGAUGCUCGCAACUCGACAUCUCUGCAAAGUCCUACCCUGGCCCAGUUGGCCCUCAUGGAUGAUGAUGAGUUCGACUCGAUUAACAAGCUGCGCAAAAAGACGUGGGCAAGCUCUCAAGCCAGCAUCAUGAGUUCCCGCGAGGGAAGUCCCCGGGCAGAAAAGGCACCGCAACCGCAACUGCAACCGCAACUUAUUGACCCGGCUGCUCCUGGUUCGCCAUUUGCUACCACGACCGGUGGCCAUUUCGGGGCUGGUGUCCUUGGUUCUUCAUAUGAUCCUAAAAGAAGCCCCUACUCGAUGUUGAGCAGUUCGGUGCCGGGGAAUGAGCAGGGACGGUCAAUCAGUCCUACGCUUACGAAUAAGAUUCAAGCGGUUACUAUGCCUAUGGCGCCUGUUCAGGGGUUUGUGGCUCCUAAUUCUAAUGAGAUGGGACUGGGAUUGGGAGUGGGAGUGGGAGUGUCGCAGCAACCUUCGCUUCUUGGGCCGCCUGUUAUGAUGACCAUGUCACCGGUGGGAGUAGGAUUGGGAGCUGCACAAGGCUGUCCUCCCGUUGAUGAGGAAAGCGAGGAGUAUGAGACCGCGGGGGCCUCGGGACUGGGAGUGAUGUCGAGUAAUUCUCAUAGUUCCCAGAAGCCGACGCAGCUUCAAGAAAAUGCUGGGAUUAAUGGUAAUGUUACCGGUGGGGUGACAUAUGAUGAUCCUUCUUCUUUGGGGAGAAGGACUUCUAAGAAGAUGGUUGGGUGGGCUUGA
Molecule: messenger RNA, 3516 nt
Organism: Sordaria macrospora k-hell
Lineage: Eukaryota; Fungi; Ascomycota; Sordariomycetes; Sordariales; Sordariaceae
Source: RefSeq, a predicted model, not a curated record